CUCGGCCCGUUCGACUCUCAUAAGCAUUCAAGAGUUGCUUACGUUCGGUUCGUUCGCAUUUCUUCUCUAUCUUAUAUAAUAUUAUAUUUUCUCCUAAAUCAAUUUUUUCACUACCAACAACAACAACAAUAAUAACAACUCAACUAUUCUCAACUCGCGUCAACCUUAACUUAACUUUCUCGAAACAAAAAACUACAACUUUACCACUACAACUCUGUCAACUUUCCGUUUUUAAACUGAAACUACCAAAAAAGCAAAACAUUUUGUUUUCGACUCGACCAUCGAACAAGUUUUGUUUUCCCAAAAAAAGAAAAAGAAAAAGGAGAAAAUCGCCAGCCGACAAAAAAGGAUACCCCAAAAAAGAAAAGUCCCCCUCGUUAUGUUUUGAGUCCAAUUCCGUGUUAAAAACAAACGUAAACGUAAACGCAAAUGUAAAUGUAAAAAUCGAUAAGCCACACGCAGCCAGCCAACUGAACGCGAACGUGUCCGUGUGUGUGCCGUGGAGCGAGGGGAGCUAACCGGGGGGAACUGACCAAAAAUCGGUGGCCCUGGCCAAAAACGCAAAAACUCCGGCCCAAAAAAAAAGAAUACAACCCAAAAAAGAAAAACCGUAAGGAAGGCAAAAAGAGAGCCAGACGAAACUCCAGCCCAAAUGACGGAUACGGGUCUGACAACGAAUCAAGCGCCGAAAUGUGUGAAGUGGCUGUGAAACCCGAGGAAUCCUAACUAAAAAAAGCAAACCAAUUUACAAUAAAAUGCAAAUUAUUAAGAAUAUUUAACAAAAACACACCACACACACACACCCUCAGCCAACAACACACACUGAAAUGCCAGGCCACUAAACUCAACAAGCUGUACGACUAAAUCUUUAAGAGAUCUUUCGGCGAGCCAAACUCUAUAUACAAUAUAUAUAUAUAUAUAUAUUCCGAUAUAUAUUUUCACAUGCGAGAUAACAACAGCAACGUUUCCUUUCCGCUUUUGCCACAAAUAAUACCCCCUGAGACGGUCUUUGCUCGCUCGAAACUCGACACUAGCUUCAGCACUUAGCCCUCUAAGAUCUUUAACUGGAUCCUCAGGCUCCUAGCCAAAAAAUCCAAAGCUCUAACCUCAAAGAACCCAGAAAAUGCCGCGCUGCCUGAUAGCCAAGAAGUGGAAGGCCUAUCCCUGGCUGGAUCGGACGGAGGAUAAUACCAACCAGCAGCAGCAGCAGCAUCAGAACGCCACCAACUCCUCUAGAGAUCUGGAAGAACUUCAUCUAAAGUCCAGACGCUCUACCCUGGAUGAGGAUGAGGAGAUUGAUGUGGUGGGCGAUAAAUUCCUGAUCAAGUUGGAGAAACAACGCACAACAGCAGAUGCAGCAGGAGCAGCAGCAGCAGCAACAUCAACAGAAGCAGCAACAUCGCACAGCAGCAACAUGGAGGCAACGACAACAACGACGACGACGUCAAAGUGUUGGGGUCCCAGUUCACCCACGGCGGGCACAACGGCACCAAGUCCGCCGCCCCAUUCCCCGGAGGCGGCGACGCGAGUGGCCGGCAAUGUUUACAACGGCUACACCCGCGAACUGUCGCCGCUGCACUAUACCGCGUACCUGCCCCGCAUGGAGAGCGAGAUAACCGUGAUCCGUGCCGCGGCCACAGCCCUGGUGGCAGCCAGAUCAUCCGGUAACGGAAAUGGGGAUCAGCACUUGGCGGCAUACCAAACGCCACCCUCCUCCACUACAUCAUCACCCUCUUGUUCGCCCAGUGGAGCCGGAGAUCGUUACAGUCCGCUGUCGAGCGGACAAACCUCCAGCGAAAGGAAGUGCUUCAGCAGUACGGGAGCCACACUGUCACUACCGCCCAAGAAGAAGGACAUCUACAGACCGUACUCACUGGAUGACAAACCGGCGCAUGGCUAUCGGAGAAGGAUUCCGGCAGAGGAAGACCUGCAUGCGGCACAUGCUAUCUUGGAUCUGAGUGCCAGCACAGCCUUCCACCCGCCCACGCAGCCUCACCAACUCCAGCAGCAGCAGCAGCAACAGCAGCAGCAUCAUCAUACACAGCAGCAACACCUUGCCCCGCAGCAACAACAUCAUUACUUGCCACUGCAGCAGCAACAGCAGCAGCAGGCACACCACACCCACUUGCCAACUCUCGAGGCGCAUGCGCAUCUGCGCAGCACGUCAUCGAUUGCCGAACUGGCUGCAGCGGCCAGCGUGGUAAAUGAGCAACGCCCCGCGAGCAAUGCCUCGAGUGCGAGCAGCAAUCACAUGCCCAGCAGUCCCAGCAGCAAUGCGAGCAGCAGCAGCAGUCAGGUGCAGAACGAAAACAGCAACACCACCAACACGAAUCAGGAUGGCGAGUGCCUCCAGGAUGGAGAGCAUGGUGGCGCCUCUGGAGCAUCGGCAAAAACGGUGGCCUACACCUACGAGGCCUUCUUCGUCAGCGACGGUCGCUCGAAGCGCAAGCAUGUGGCGGAUCCUGCAGCUGCCACCAGCGGAGUACCAACCCCGGAUCAGCAGAAGACCAAGUACACCUGCUCUGAGUGUGGAAAACAGUAUGCCACCUCCUCGAAUCUGUCGCGCCACAAGCAAACCCAUCGCUCGCUUGACUCACAGUCCGCCAAAAAGUGCCACACCUGUGGCAAGGCCUACGUUUCCAUGCCAGCUUUGGCCAUGCAUCUGCUAACACACAAGCUAUCCCAUAGUUGCGGCGUCUGUGGCAAGCUCUUCUCAAGACCCUGGUUACUCCAAGGUCAUCUGAGAUCCCACACGGGCGAGAAACCCUAUGGAUGUGCGCACUGCGGCAAGGCCUUUGCUGAUCGUUCCAAUCUUCGAGCUCACAUGCAAACCCAUUCGGUGGACAAGAACUUCGAGUGCAAGCGGUGCCACAAGACCUUCGCUUUGAAGUCAUACCUCAACAAGCAUCUGGAAUCGGCUUGCCUGAAGGACGAGGAGGAGCUAAUGAUGUCCAUGUCGCUGUCCAUGCACGAUAGCAACAGUGAGAGUGGGGCCAGUAUGGCCUCGUCACCGCCACACGAGUUCCUUGAGCGCGUUAAACUCGAGGGCAGUGGAGGAGCCACUUAUGCCAUGUAAGCAUAAAAUCCAUGGGGGGUGCCACACAAAUCCUUAGAGAUUUGAAAUUGCUCAAGGAGAUGUCCAGAUCCGGUUCGAAGGACCAAAGUGUAAAAAGAAAGCAUCUAGAUUGGUUGAGGUUUCAAAACUUUGGGGAUUUCUGUGGCACUCCCGAUAGAAAGAGAUGAAUGAUGUGCUGUAACUGCAUAGCUGGUUAGUUAAUUUACCGUUAAUGUUAAAGUUACCGUUACCAUAUACAACUAGGUUAACCGAUAGCCGUUUUUAUAGAAGAUACAUACAUCACAAUACGUCCAAGAGCAAAGUGUAGUAGAGUAACACAGAGACUGUAGAAAUUCGCAUUAGGCAGCCAAGCAACAAAAUACUCAGCGGUGGUGUUCUCAAAAUCUCUUGAGUGCUUUGAAAACUCCAAUUCUAAAGGUGCCUCUAAAAGUAUGCAAAGGAAACUUUCCAGCCCUUAGAGAGAUCUUGAGAACACCGCCGUGUUAACCAACUCAAAAUGGUUCUUCUUUUAAACUUAAGUGAGUUGAACAUUCCUAAAACCCUAAAACACAUUCCAGAAAACGAAAACACACAAAAAACACCCCCAAAACACACUGAGAGCCUUGUGUAUGAGGUGCUAUAGCCACAUACAUUCCGAGAACCUGAAGAAAUCUAAGCAAUUCUAGCAGCUAUCUUAACUAUCUAACUAACUUACCAAAACGAAAACGAAAACAAAAAGACACACAUAAGAGUACUAUAUUUAAAAAUGCAUAUAUAGAGUGUAUGUACUAUAAACUGUAGCUAAACCAAACGAACGUUUUAAUCUACCCACUCUCUCCAAACUAACUCUCGAAGAACACUCUCCUCUAGCUAACCCUAACUCUUACUCGAACAAUAUCUCUCUACUCUCUAUCUCUAUCUCUUUAAUCGACAACGUUGACGACGACGACGAAGUGAUUAAAAUUAAUGCAACGAAUACAAAAGCAAAUGCAAUGUUUCUCAAACAACGAAUUAGGACUUAAGGGCAGCCUAUCUAUAAGCAGUAAUUACGAGUGCUAGCCACUAAGCAAUUUUAAACUAAGUCACACGAAAGCGACAUUUAAGCACUCAACAAUUUUUAGAUUCGAUAUAACAAAACGACAACGAUACAAAUUAACAAAUUAAUCAAAAAAAAAAACAAAACAAAAACAAACAAGCAAGCAACAAAAAAACGAAACGCAAAGCAAUAUUUAGUCGGGUUUUGCGAACCGGUUCAAGUGGGAGCGGUUCAGGAGCGAAUGUUAACAAAUCGAAACCGAAACAACAAGGACCAAACGUAACUCCCCGAGAACUGGUUGUGUAAGCCUCAUAUUAACCCUUUGUAGAAAGCAUCACGAUCACGUUUAUAUAGGUCAAGUCCCCCAAUUAGUUCACUCCGAAAUCAUUUAAGGCUAGAAGAGCAUUGCAGAAGUCACAGAGGGCGGUUCGAAAUCCCUUUUUUCUUUCGAAUUGGGCGCUUUUUCCUCUCAGUCAAUUACCAGUGAAGUAGCCUAACCAUUAUUUAUUUUAGUCUUUAGAAGUGAACAUCUAGUCGCUGUUUAACAGCAAAACUCACUUAUUACCAAAGCCAUUCCCAGUUUUUAGUAGCCACAAACAUUGCAUUCCGUUCGAGGCUCAAUUAGGAGUACAGCCAAGCAGCGAAUAAGACCAAAGAAUUUCGGGGAUUCCCCCUGACAGUAUUCGAUCGCAAAGAGAGAACCCCUCAAUCGCAGAACAGAACCGAAUAUAUCGAGUGUGAUCUAGUCUCAAGCAUUUAACAGUACACUUCGUCCAUGCGUGAAUAAUACUUUUGCACUUUUUCGACACUUAACCGACCUAGUACGAUAUUACUUAGCCCUAUAUUAUGUAACUGUAACUCAUAUUCAUUCAUUCAUUCAUUCAUUCAAUCAAUCGUUUACUCACUCAUCUUCAUACUCACACAAGCUCACACACACACACACACAGAAACACUCAAUCGCCGCACAAAUCUGUAAAUACUAGGAUAUAGCAUAUAUACAUACAUCUGCAUUAUAACCAUCAACUGAAAUCAGCUUCAGCAACCGAUCUCAAAGAGGAAGUGGGGAAAGAAGUGCAACGAACAUUUUGUAGCCCUAGUCUAGUAGCCAAGUUUAGAUGACCCAAACCAAAGUUGUUGGUAUUUCUAAGCGGGUAUCUGGGAAUAUAUAUAAAUAUAUAUAUAUAGAGGAUAUAUACAUCUAGAAUACGUAUGUAGUUGCGUAAUAUUUACAAAGCAUAUAUUAUAUACAGCUAGGGUUAGUCUUCAGACAUGUACUCGUAAGUUAAACUAGUAAGUAUAAUCACGAAAUUAUUUUUAUACUGUUGUUCGGAGGAGGGAGCGUCGGACGAGAGAGAUGGCAACACUUUUAAGGAAUAUAAUAUUAAUCGAAUAAUCGAAUUCGAAUUCGCAAUCGGAAUCGAAAUCGACUAAAUCGGCUAAAGUACCAAAGCAAAUACUCAAAAAACAAGCAAAACUUAAGAACCCCUGCAAACCGCAAGACAAAUUACAAUUAUUUCAAUUACAACUACAAUUAAUUAUAUAUAAUAUAUAGCGUUAUCUAGCAUGUAGUCAAACUAUUAUUAUUUAUGUAUCGUUUAUAAUUCGAAACGAAGCGAAUGAGAAAUGUAAUGAAUAUUUAUGAAAUUUGCAUUAUGAGAAUGUUGAAUUGAAUUGAAGCCCGGCAAUAAUAUUAAAUUUUAAAAAUUUUGUAUAACAAUUGUAUAGAAGAGGCGACGAUGGAAAGUAAAGCAAUAACUUAACUAACGAGUUAAUCGAUUUAUUAGUCUUAAAGAAUACUGUAAGGUUGGAACUACUUACAAUUAGCAAUCGAAGCACACUUGUAAAAACCAAAAAACAAAACAGCAAAAAACCAAAAAAAAAAACCAAACAAAACAAAAAGCAUUAAAGAAAUGAAAAACAAGAGAAGCAAUUAUAAAGUUACAAAUAUACAAUACAUAUUAAAUAACCACACAUUUUACAAGCGAAACAAUGUUUUUUAUUUAUAAACCAAUUCGGUGUUAUUAUUAUUUCCAUUUCGACUGGCUUUUGUUGCUGAGUAAUUUUUGACGAAUAUGAAGAGACGACGAACAACCCAAAGCAAUUCGAAUAUUGUGAUAGUCCAAAUACACACUAACAAUUUUCCGAACUAUUCAUUGAUUUUGCUCAAAGGAAAACGAGCAAGCGAGAAAUCAAAUUGAGCUCCACAAACUUUUAAUAGAAAUAACGUGUAUCGAAAAGCAAUAAAACGUAGCGGUAAAGAUUUAUAAAACAAAACAACAACAAUUGGGGGUGCAUAUUUUAAAAUUUGUAAAAGAAAUCUUAACUCGAAACUACUACUUAUACCCCCUGUCAUCUAUAUAUAUACAUAUAUAUCUAUAUCUAUAUAUUUGGAAAAGCUUUAGUCCAAAAUUAUAUUCUUCAGUUGUUCCAAAAUCACGCACACACACACACACAGAGCCCAGAUCAUGAGGUAUUGUUAAACCCAAGGAAAUUGUUAAAGUUGAUACAUUAGUAGCUUAGGACUCACACACUUACACACGCUCACAUUUAUCCUGUACAGAUAUAUAUAUUUAAACGGAACCAGCGCAACGCGAAAUGCAAUUGUUGAAUUCAGUAUUUGUAGCAUUAGGUUCAUGAUCCAUUGUUUCCAUUAUCUGUUGCUGACACCACCCCCAACUAAACCACCCAACAGCCGAGCAAACGAACAACUGAGCAACGUGCAACACCCAUGGCAACACAAUGUUGUGUUGGGUGUUGUGUUGUCCUUUUUGUGUCAAUGCAGUUUAACGAGCGCUCGUUAGGCGAACGCGAACAAAGGGAAAUGUAAUAAAAAAAAGCAGGCGGCAAAAAAGGGGGAGGUACUUUACCCGAACCACCCCUCGCGGAAAUUGCAAAAAAUGAAAAGGGGAGGGAAAACAAUAAAAGGGGGUGUCCUUGCACGCAUUUAAUUCGAAAAAAUAUAAUUUGCAUAGUUUGCAUUGAGCGUGAUUUAUUUAUUUACCAAAUCAAAAUCAUAAAAACACCACACACACACACCCACACACCCACACACCCCCACACGUGUAUAAAUAAUUGAGCAAAAAAGUAUAAAAGACUUGGCACGUUAACACUAAUAAUUCAAGAAUUGAACAUAACUAAUAAAGUCAUGAAAAGUAUAUAUAUAGAUAUAUAAAGCCGACAUGAAGAAUAAGCAAGCGAGAACAAAAAAUGAAAGACUUAACACUUUGAAUAUAUAUUAUAACGGAGAAAAGCUAAACUUAUUUACAGCUAUUGUAUUGUAUAUGGUAUAAUCAUAGAGAACCGAAAGCGAAAGCGAAAGCAAAAGCAAAAGCAAAAGCAAUUAACAAAGCAACAACAAAAAAGCAAAUCGAAAGCAAUAGAGCAUUAAGGUAACUAAAAAGUAUUAAAUCGCAUGUAUCUAUGAGUAAAUAUUUGGAAUUCGUUAUAUUAUUGCGAUAAGAGAGAGAGGCGUGGCGAGACCCCGAACAAUUAUGGCACUAUACACUAUAUAUACUAUAUAUAGCAGAUUAAAGAAUAUAAACAAUUUAGUUUACACGGGAAUAAGCGAGAAAAACAAAACAAAAAGAAAACAAAGCAAAAAAAAAAAAAAAAAAAAAGAUAAGCAAUAACUUAUAAUUAACGAAAGCCGUAGGGAUUUUUGGAUUUAGCUGGCAAACGAUGAAUUGAUUAAACGAUUAUAAACGAUUAUUAGUUAUCUAUAUACCGAUAUAUUAACAGGUAGAGUUGUUUUUGCAUAUUGUUAUCGCAACUUUUGUGCUGCUUGACGAGACCAAUUGAUGUACUUUAUACAACGAAAACCAAUGGAAAACCCCAUGAAAACUAAUGAGAACUCAUCUUAUGUUUUUGCAUAGGUGCAUAUUGUUGCGAUAGAUAUACAAACCUAUUUUGGUCGAUUAUACAUAACACACACACACACAUGCCCCAAAACAGAUAUAGUUGAACAAAAAGGAGUUACUGAGUAGAAAUCAUUUUAACUUGUAUUUAGAGCACUCACACAUACAAAACACCAACAACACACACACACACACUCACACAACUGUAGCAUUGUAGAAAAGUAGAGUUGCAACAAAAAGUAUUAUUAAAGAAAAACAAAAAACAAAAAGAGCGAACAUAAAUUUAAGCUUACGAUUAGUAAAAGACACAGCACCUUAGUGAGCCAGCAAGAAAAUAAGAAAAAUAAUGAAUUCUGUACCUAGAAAUACAACACACACACACACACAUACACAUACACUGAUACAAACAUUAAUUAUGUAUUUAAUUGCAUCGAAACAAACUAAUCGAAUAUAUAAAUAUACGAAGCGAUAUAUGCAACUAUAAAUAUAUACACACACAAGGACAAAAAUGCGUUUAUUAUGCGAUAUAUGCAAAACAUUCUACAUUAUUAAUUACGUGCAUUAUGUAUAUGACAUUCAUGUACAUAAAUGGCAACGAAAAUACACACACACACACACACACACACACGCAAACAAGCAAACAAACAUAAAAGGUCCUGGCUUAUGCUGUCAAUCAGGGUUAAUGGAUGGAGUAUCUAACAUGAAAAUCCUGCCAAGCCUGAUUGGAGUCUUAGAUUCCAGGAUCCGCCCUCGAAAGUCAAUUUUACCAAAUGGUCAAUUUCAAUUAUGACUCAAAUCGUUUCAUGUUUUUCAGUAGUCUUUAUGCUAAGUUGUUGAAAAUUGUGCUAAUAUUGAGCUAAUAAGACAGACAACACAACAAAACCAAAAACGAAAACAAAAAAUACGAUGCGAAAUCGAUAAAGAAUUUAUGAAUGUCUUCAGUUUGAUUGCGUGGUUUCGACUAGAGUGCAUCAAUAAAUAUAUAAAACUUAUAUACGCAUUAAACGAGUAUACUAUAUAUUUUGUACUUAAUCAAUUGAUUUGUAUAAUCCAACAAAAACAACAACAAAACAACCACACACACACACACACUCACUCGAACAUAAAUACACGACAAUGGCUAAUCAAUGCAUAGUUACUAACGGGAAAAACGGAGCCAAGCAUUCUGUAAAACAUCUAACAUAAACGUACAUAAGUAUAUUAUAUUUUCAUAACACAUGACAAAUUUAUACAUGAAAAAAGAAAAGCCCAGCAGUGGGCACAAAACGAUGAUGAUGGCGAGAAAAGUGCGACGAUGCAAAACAACUUGCGUAGUAAAUGAGAAAACAAAAAUAGUGAAUAAAAAAAAUAAAAAUCUGACAAAAAAAGAA
Drosophila eugracilis is the source of this 9315-nucleotide messenger RNA. RefSeq names its product zinc finger protein rotund. Gene Ontology annotation, molecular function: RNA polymerase II cis-regulatory region sequence-specific DNA binding; DNA-binding transcription factor activity, RNA polymerase II-specific. Lineage: Eukaryota; Metazoa; Arthropoda; Insecta; Diptera; Drosophilidae. The coding region runs from base 1124 to 3076 and encodes 650 amino acids. The transcript is spliced from 2 exons. Gene Ontology annotation, biological process: regulation of DNA-templated transcription. The record is from RefSeq and is a predicted model, not a curated record.